AUGACAGCCGUGGCGCAACCACCGAAUUUCCAUUCCGGCCCUAGGUCAUGGAAUGGUGGGCAGAAUAAUCUCAACUCUAUGACUGCCGACGAAGUAGCGCGAAUCUUUAUCAAGGGCUCCCAACGCACGUCUGGCGCAUCUUCAGUAUCAUCAUCUGCAUCGUCAUCCUCGGUUGCCUCAGACGGAUCGAACGGGGUGUGGGGAAAUUCACUCAACGGAAAGAAAAAGGGAACAGGUCGUGGAGGAGUGAGGGUUGCUUCUAACGGAGGCUGGCCGGCGAAACCUGACAUCAUGAGGGCACCUGGAGGCGCUAACGGCCAUUCCGGCUCAUCCGUGUCUAGCUUGCCGAUAAAUUCGAUGCACCAGGCAAUGCCUAUACUUCCAUCGCAACAUCUGAUGAGUAACGGUACCCAGGUGAAUGGAGGCCAACAGCCGCAAAACAAUUCAUAUUUGAUGCUACAGCCCCUCAACGGGACUUUUGAUCGAAAAUACAUCCCACUACCUUAUUAUCCAGAAACUUUACGAAUAGGCAGGCAAACCAACGCCAAGACUGUCCCUACACAAAGCAACGGCUUUUUUGACUCGAAGGUUCUGUCGAGGCAACAUGCUGAGGUAUGGGCGGAAAAGGUGAAUGGUCGGGUGUGGAUACGUGACAUCAAGUCGUCGAACGGGACUUUUGUCAACGGGCAAAGACUUUCGCAGGAAAACCGCGACAGCGAGCCCCACGAACUCCGGGAAAAUGACGUAUUGGAGCUAGGGAUUGAUAUUGUGGGGGAGGACAACAAAACAAUCAUUCACCAUAAAGUGGCCGCAAAGGUGGAGCAUGCAGGAAUGCAGUCGUCGGGUGCUGGAAGCUUUGAGGUAAACUUUGGGGACCUUGACUCCAUGGGUGGUGGCUCUUUAAUGAACUCUCAAAUGAAUCACGUGUCUCUACAGAAUAACAGUCUCCGAGGCCGAUCGGGUUCCCAAGGCUCGCGGAGCUCAGCAAUGAGCGUUAGCGGAGGCAUGAAUCACCGACAGGUUCCAAUGAUGAUUGCACCAGUCACUAUGGAAAUGGUCGUCAAAAAGCUGAAUUACGAGAUUCAAGUAGCGAAACAGCAAUCGCAAAGCCUUCAGCGAACCACAGAGAUUUAUGAUGCUCUCUUAACAACGCCAAAAUCUGCCGAAGAGUCUCAAAAUCAGGUCGACUCUAAGAUUGGAACUGAGGAGUUGCCAAUAGCAUAUAAUUCAACGUCUGCCCUACCGCCCCCUCCACAACUAACUAGUUGGGAGUUACCACGGACAUCUUCAGCCCCAAGUAUUGGUUUCCUACCACCGCUCAAAUUGAAGUCCGAGAAAACACUAAAAACAGAGACAACAAGCUCCCCUCCACAACUUCUCACUCUUGUAGAUGCUUUGGAGAAAGCCCGUAAAGAACUCGAACUGAAGACAGCGCUCGUCAAAGAUCUAGAAGAUGCGUUAAGAAGAGAAAAAAGUGCACGCGAGGACGCGGAGGACCGCGCCUCACAGCUCGAAACAAGAGCCUUGUCUGGGAUUUCCCGUGACAGGGUACUUGGAGAGUUUGAGGCGGAGAAAGUUUUGGCAGAUGAAAAGGGUGAUAUAGAUGAUACAGAGACUCUCUGCGGCGAUGAUGAUAAAUCCCUCGACGGACAGCCGGAUAUGCCAAUGAACGUCAUUCAAUCAAAUGACGACACCUUGGAGGUCAAGCUCGAUCCAUCUGCUCUGGCAGCAGCUGAAGCGGCGAACAGACUCCAGAGGCGCGUCGAGGAGAUGAUGCUAGAACUUCAGUCUGCAAAGGCAGAAAUCGAGGCAUAUAAACGUCGGACGGAAUCUGCAGAGGAGGAGAGCCGAACAACACGAAAGACUCUCGCUGAAAUGGUGGAGAGCAUUAAAAAAGAGGAAGAAGCCCGAAAGUCACGCAAGCGACAGUCUGGAAGCCAGACAGAUCCAACAGCUAUGCGAAAUUCUGGUAUCCAAGCAAAUACCGACGGUGUCAGUGAAGACGCCAUGGAUUCCGUAUCAAACGGGACAGUAAAACAGAAAGACAUUGGAAAGCUUCCAAAUGGCACUAGAAUGUCUUCUGAAGAUUUGGCAAGAACAUCCUUAGUUCUUUCGAAACGAAAUGCGGCGCCCUAUGUCAGUAUCUUUGGAGUCAUGUUACUUGGCGUAGGGUUGAUGGCUGUCAUGAACUCCUGGCAAAAGGGAGAGCGUUAG
Molecule: messenger RNA, 2214 nt
Organism: Morchella sextelata
Lineage: Eukaryota; Fungi; Ascomycota; Pezizomycetes; Pezizales; Morchellaceae
Exons: 2
Coding region: 1-2214 (737 amino acids)
Cellular component (GO): cytoplasm
Molecular function (GO): protein binding
Source: RefSeq, a predicted model, not a curated record